UUUUAUUAUUCCAGAUGAAUACCAAUUUAUGCUAGCUCUUGGCCACCAUUAAUAAACUAUGUAUUCCUCAUUUGUCUCCUCUUUGCCAAGAUAAAAGCAUCAUUAAAUCUCAUCCUUUUUCUUUCCUUUCAAGGUCAUGGAAAAUGGAAGAUUUGCAAAAUACAAGUAUUUUACCCAUGUCAUGAUCAAUAAAACAGAUAUGUUCAUGAUAACAAGACGUGGUGUGUUGUUUGUAACAAAAGGAACAUUUGGGCAGCUGACAUGUGAAUGGCAGUAUACUUUUGAUGAAUUUACCAAAGAGCCAUUUAUUGUCCAUGGAAGAAGAUUGCGCAUUGAAGCAAAGGAACGGGUGAAAUCUGUAUUCCAUGCCAAAGAAUUUGGAAAAAUAAUUAACUUCAAGACUCCAGAGGAUGCUAGGUGGAUCCUUACAAAGCUGGAAGAAGCAAGGGAACCAUCUCCUAGCCAAUGAAGAGGGAACACUGCCUGGAGGCACAGCAAUCCAAUACUACAGUUCCCAUACUGUACCUUCUAACCCCUGUGGAAAAUAGGAGUCAUUUCAGGGAGCAUAUGCUUUUAGAUGCUUAAAAAAACAAAAUCAAUCAAUUGGGCAAACAGUUGUGUGAUUAAACUACUAGAAGGUCCAUUCAGUUUCCUAAUCUGGAUCAUGCAUCUGAUAUGAUUCUUAAUAUUUUAUAAAAAGAAGUGUUUACUCCAGGAUAUUCUCAGUAAUGGUAGAAAGCUUGCUCACAGUGUCCCUGUCAAACAAAGUAUAGUUUCUCAGUUAACAUUGUAAACUUCUCUCAUGUUUACUUUGUCUCCCUGUGUAGUGGAAAAUGAUCAGAUUAAGCACUGCCUCAGUAGUGACACAGAAAACUUUGGUAAUUUCUUCAGAAUCAUGAAGUUCUUUUUAAAAAAAAAAAAAAAAAAAAAAAAAAAUUCGUAUUUUCCUUAUUUUUCAAAAAAAAUGAUUUGGAUUAUACUAAAAUGCAUAGUAUAACUGAAAAACAAUCUUUUUUGAGAUUGGACAUAAUACCCCUUGGAUCACAGACUUAAAGGCUUUAAAAACUGAGUAUGAUACCCAAAAAGGUAAAGUCCCUCCAGGUCUUUAUUUAGUUCCUUGGAAAUACUUCCUCAGGGAAACUCCAUGGAUUAACCCGGUUUGUGUUGUUAACAGACAGUUGUUUUCAAAGUAAAAAAUUAAAGCCUUAAUAAUGCUUACCUUUGUUUACUGGUAACAGGAAUUUAAAAAUACAAAAAAAAGAAAAACUUUCUAAUAUCUUAGCUGUAAUGAACUGUGUUCGAGAAUAAAGAGUUCACCUCAUGAGUUAAAGUGCAAACCCUAAGACCUAACCAGUAAUCUAUCCUAUUGCUUUGGAUUAAGAAUUUGAGGUUUGCCUACUCUGUAGUUAUUCAGGUGAUAAACACUUAAAAAUACAGGCUCAUCACUUCAUCACUACAAAAAUUCUGAACUCCAUCAUAGUAAAAAAAAAAAAAAAAAGUUACAGGUUUUCCCCCUUUGGUUUUUUUUCCAACAUCUUUGCUCUUUACUAUUAAUGGACUAUUUAAAGUGAAACAGAAUGUCUUAAUCGGUUAUUGAAUAACACACAGUGUUCAAUCUAUAUUGUGAUGUUACCAACUUGUUAUAAACUUGUGAUGAAAUCUAAGAGUUCGUUUGGUCACUGGGUGUUUAAUCUGCAGGGUUGUUAAGCCUCCUGCUUUGCUGUAAAAGCUAGAAUGAACAGCAUGUCAGACUGUAACUGCAGUUGUUGCUGCUACUGUUACCAUCUGAUUUCAGAGAACACAUUGAUUGUUUUUGGUGGCACCCCAAAUGCUUUCUUUGCUAAAUGUAACUUGAAUGAAAAGAUGACACAUCACAAAUUUUUGUAGUUGUGCAUCCCCAAGAUGACCUUCUUCAAGGUAAGGUACAAGCUUUCUCUUGCUGAGCGCCUCCAAGUUUGCAAAUUAAACCUGUGAAGAGAA
This is a messenger RNA of Cricetulus griseus (Chinese hamster), 1980 nucleotides long. Lineage: Eukaryota; Metazoa; Chordata; Mammalia; Rodentia; Cricetidae. The record is from RefSeq and is a predicted model, not a curated record.